This is a messenger RNA of Lactuca virosa, 498 nucleotides long. Lineage: Eukaryota; Viridiplantae; Streptophyta; Magnoliopsida; Asterales; Asteraceae. The record is from the annotation of a GenBank genome assembly.
AUGGAUUCAUCAUCAUUUUCAUCAAUGGAUCGGGUCAACUUCAGGACACAAGUCCUAACCCGCCAUCUCAAUAACCACCAUAAUGCCGCCACCGAUCUCCUACACACCGCCCCAUGUGUCAGCUACUCCCCACCGGAACUGUCUGAGCCGCCGUUGAACUUCAAUACCAAGAUGCUUCGUGAGCUCCUAGAUGGUCAGAACAUUGCCGAUAUCGACUAUAUGUUCAAUUUGAUGAUGCAGAGCAACCUGUUUUGCCCAAGAGAAAGAGGAGGCAAAGUGUUUGUUGCACCGGAUUUUAAUCAGUCCAUGGAGCAGCAGAGAGAGAUGACGAUGAGAAGAAUUGAUUACUUUAGAGAACAGGGAGCUUUCGAUGGGUGGUUUUCUAAGAAGGGGCCUGAAGCUGAAUUGUGGAGAUUUGCUGUUGCUGAAACUGCUAGUGUUUUUGAUCAUUCUCUGGCGAUUAAGCUUGGAGUUCAUUUCUUUUUAUGGUAUGUCUAA